Messenger RNA from Lacerta agilis (Sand lizard), 1577 nucleotides. Its product is annotated as acetylserotonin O-methyltransferase-like. The transcript has 9 exons. Bases 326 to 1363 code for a protein of 345 amino acids. NCBI's taxonomy places the organism in Eukaryota, Metazoa, Chordata, Lepidosauria, Squamata, Lacertidae. Gene Ontology annotation, molecular function: acetylserotonin O-methyltransferase activity. The record is from RefSeq and is a predicted model, not a curated record. Gene Ontology annotation, biological process: melatonin biosynthetic process; methylation.
UCAGGCUCCCUCCUGGUAUCAGUCCCAAGCAGGCAUCCCUUUUCAGUUAGCUGUAGAUUUCCUGGGGAGCUGUCGGAACGUACAAAAUCUAUUUGGGCUGCAGAAGAGCUAAAGCAAGGCUGGAGGUUGGAGUGGGAAACAAGCAUUCAGCCCGUAGCCCAACUUCCCCAUAAACUGAUUUGAUAGGUGCUCAGGAGACGAAGCCAGAAGGUGGCAUUCCAGUGAAUUCUGAAUAAAAGUACCGCAAGCAGAGUGCUCUUUCUUCCAAAAGCAACUUGCUCAUCAGAGGAAGACUGUGAGGUCUCGGACAGAGCAGUAAGGAACAAUGAAUGCUACAGAAGAGGCUGAAGCUUUGAAAAUGUUAUUUCUGGAUCAGCAUGCAUUUCUAAUACCAAAGAUUAUGUCUACAGCCUCUGAUCUUGGUGUAUUUGAUCUGCUGAUGGAGUCCAAGGAACCGUUGACUUCAGUGACUAUUGCCGAACGUCUGGGUACCAGUCCCUUUGGGAUGGAGAGGCUGCUGGACGCCUGUGUUGGCUACAAGUACCUGAGAGUGGAGACAAAGGACAACCAAACGCUUUAUGGAAAUACCAACCUUGCCAAUCUUUACCUUGGUAAAAGAAGCCCAAAGACUCAGUAUUAUACCUUGAAGUUCAAUGCUGAAUUUACCUAUACAAGAGCACAGCACCUGACUGAUACUGUGAGGGAAGGAAAGGCUCAGACAUAUAGAUUAUAUGACAGUUCUACAAACAAUUUCUAUGAGGCUAUGUACAGAACAGAGAGUGGCUUGCGAGAAUUCAUGGAGUUUAUGCGUGAGAUGUGGAGCCUGUGUGGUCGAGUUGUGUUGAAUGCAUUUGAUCUCUCUCCUUUCCCACUCGUUUGUGAUGUGGGAGGAAGCAGUGGUGCCCUCGCAAAGGAAUAUAUUUCAUUGUAUCCAAAUUCUACAGUGACCAUUUUAGACCUACCUGAAGUAGUGGAAACAGGAAAGAAGCAUUAUGGCUCCUCAGAAGAACACAGAAUUACUUUUCAUGGAUGUGAUUUUUUUAAAGAUCCAAUUCCAGAAGCUGACCUGUAUAUAUUGGCUAGAACCCUGCACGUCUUUACAGAUGAGAAGUGUGUGCAACUGCUAACCAGACUGCACAAAGCCUGCAAGCCUGGUGGCGGAGUUCUAGUAGUGGAAAUAGUUCUCAAUGAAGACAGAACGGGGCCAUUGGAAGCUCACAUAUACGGUUUGGUUAUGCUGCUUUGUACUCAAGGGAAAGAACGGACCCUGUCAGAGUACAAUGCGUUCUUCAAUGCUGCUGGCUUUAAGGAGAUUCAGCAAAAGAAAACAGGCCACUUUGACGCCAUUUUAGGAAGAAAAUAGCAUUGACCAAGAACAUUCUGUGAGCGUCGUGACUGAACGGAUAUAUUUUAGCCCGAUUCUUUGCAGCCAUAACUGAACAUGCUUAAUCACUUUACUUUUUCUUUUCUUUUCCAAAUCCUCCCCAUGUGGAAAUAUCUCCUCCACCCCCCCUGCUUAUCAUUAUGGUUGAAUACUAAGAGAAGCUAGAAUAAUAAUAAAGCUUGUUACAUGUUAA